GACAGUUCUGUCAACAUGAACUUCUGCUGGCAAGAGGGAGACACAAGGAACCUCCAUAACCAGAGCUCCUGGCUGGUGUUUGGUAUGCUUUAUCCUGCAUAUUAUUCAUACAAAACUGUGAAGACAAAAAACGUGAAGGAGUAUGUUCGCUGGAUGAUGUACUGGAUUGUUUUUGCUCUGUACACUGUGAUUGAAACAAUAGCAGAUCAAACAGUUGCUUGGUUUCCCUUGUACUAUGAACUGAAGAUUGCUUUUGUCAUAUGGCUGCUCUCUCCCUAUACCAAAGGAGCAAGUUUAAUAUAUAGAAAAUUUCUUCAUCCACUUCUUUCUUCAAAGGAAAGGGAAAUUGAUGAUUAUAUUGUACAAGCAAAGGAACGAGGCUAUGAGACUAUGGUAAACUUUGGGCGACAAGGUUUAAACCUAGCAGCUACUGCUGCUGUCACUGCCGCAGUGAAGAGCCAAGGAGCAAUAACUGAACGUUUAAGAAGUUUCAGUAUGCACGACUUAACAGCUAUCCAAGGUGAUGAGCCUGUGGGACAAAGACCAUAUCAGCCUUUACCAGAAGCAAAAAAGAAAAGCAAGCCAGCCCCCAGUGAAUCAGCAGCUUAUGGAAUUCCACUGAAAGAUGGAGAUGAGAAAACAGAUGAAGAAGUGGAUGGGCCAAAUUCAGAUGAUGAGAUGUUAACACACAAAGGACUUCGCCGAUCACAAAGCAUGAAAUCUGUGAAAACCGUCAAAGGCCGCAAGGAGGUGCGGUAUGGUUCACUAAAAUAUAAGGUGAAGAAGAGACCACAGGUGUAUUUUUAGUCAUCUAAGUUCAAGUAUUCCAAGACAAAUAUACUAAUAAGCCAACUUCAUUUUCUAACAUGUUAUCUUCAGGAUUUACACAUUACAAUAAUUCCUUGCAUAGUGGCAAUGAUAAGAUUUAGUUUCAUUAAUUUAAAUAUUUUUAUUUCUUUAACAGUUACUUUUCAAUAUUGACUAAUAAAGGUAAUCACUCAAGGCUCAUUAACUUAUGUACCUAAAAUUAUAGGAAAUCACGUUACACAUACCCACAGUACACUUGAAGAGUCUCACUGUGGUUCAGGAUUUGUUAGCCUCUGUGGUGUUACAUCAAGUUUACCUAUAGCUGUAUUGCAUUUGGUCGUAGGAGAACAGUAACUAAAUUGUCUUCUGAUCAGCCAGUGACAU
Molecule: messenger RNA, 1191 nt
Organism: Fukomys damarensis (Damara mole-rat)
Lineage: Eukaryota; Metazoa; Chordata; Mammalia; Rodentia; Bathyergidae
Gene: Reep3
Product: receptor accessory protein 3
Exons: 8
Coding region: 16-807 (263 amino acids)
Biological process (GO): endoplasmic reticulum tubular network organization
Cellular component (GO): endoplasmic reticulum tubular network; cytoplasmic microtubule; endoplasmic reticulum membrane
Molecular function (GO): microtubule binding
Source: RefSeq, a predicted model, not a curated record